AAUUAUCGACGAUUACUUGGCAAAAUUUUAAAUACCGCAUCGCGCCAAGUCGAAGAGAUAGCGAGUAAAAUGGUUGACGACGCGCCGUGUUACCGCAGUGACGAAAAACCUCGGGAUUAUCGAGACGAGAAAUUAUCCGCGCUCGGUCCACGCACCGACGAUGUUUAUCGUACCUAUAAUCUCCCGUCGAGGUUCAUCUACCCGAGCUUGUUUAAGGGUUACGGUCAGGAAAGCGGCCCUCCUCCUCAUCCCUGCUACUGGAAAACCUCUACGGAUUACGGCUGGUACGCGCCGACAAUUCAUACAGUGCCCACAACUUUUUAUCCGCGAAGCACUUCUUUCAGCAGCGAGUACGGCCGCGCGGGGAUGUCCAGAAAUUGUUCCCUCAACACGGAACUCGACAAGUCCUUGUUCUAAUUGUUCCGUGUCGCUUUGUAACCCGCUGACGUUCCGCGCUUCAAAGAAGAGGAUGACGAUGAUAACAAAUUAUCGUAACGAGCGAUCGAUUCCGGCAUAUCGAUCGAUCCCCAUGUAUUCCCGUCGUCGUAAAGCGUGCGCUGCUUCUCGAGCUUCUGUUGAGGUCUCGUUAAUUUGCCUGCUCUGUAACGCAGUCUCUCAGAGACUGAUAAGAUUUGAAUAAAGAUUUGAAUAAAGACGGAAA
Messenger RNA from Harpegnathos saltator (Jerdon's jumping ant), 661 nucleotides. Its product is annotated as UPF0691 protein C9orf116. Gene Ontology annotation, biological process: axoneme assembly. Lineage: Eukaryota; Metazoa; Arthropoda; Insecta; Hymenoptera; Formicidae. The transcript has 2 exons. The record is from RefSeq and is a predicted model, not a curated record. Bases 70 to 417 code for a protein of 115 amino acids. Gene Ontology annotation, cellular component: axonemal microtubule.